GUGUAGCUGCACACAAACAUUUCUGUGGUUUGUAGAUUAAACUGCAUCCAAGAAAACUGAGAAUUUACCAUAGACAGACAAUAAUGGCUUACAAAGGUUUGUGGAAGUGUGUGAUUUUUGUAACAUUGGUGCUCUUUGUGAGAACUGCAUCAGGAACAGGUGAGUCUGGUGUUUGCACGAGGACCCUCUAUCGGAGAGCAUCCAGGCAGCAGAGUUUCUCAGAGCGAUACAGCUAUACUACUCACAGAUGUGUUAGAUGUGGUCCAAGUACUGUUUUCGGGUACCGCACAGCAUAUAGAACAGUGCACUACACCCAAGCGUAUGAUGAGGAUCACUGCUGUCCAGGAUAUAUUGGAACUGCACCACGUUGUCAACGUGGGUGUCCAUCUCUGCCCUUGCAUGUCUCUCAUGGAAAAGUGAUAGUUACCUCUAUUCUUGUUGGUGGCACUGCCUUAUACAGCUGUAGUCCAGGAUAUAGAGUUGAUGGAGGAGCUGUUCUGACCUGUCAAUCAGACGGCAGCUGGAAUAACACAAUUCCAACUUGUAGACGUGUGUGCCCUGUUCUUAAUGGAAUUGCUGAUGGUGCUGUUAGUAAAACUGAUGGGGACUUUGCUAGGAGUGAGGCAAGCUAUUCUUGUAGCUAUGGAUACGGAAUGGUUGGAGGGUCAACACUAACCUGUAUGAGCAGCGGAGAGUGGAAUAGACCACCUCCAGAAUGCUACAAGUUGAUCAUGUGCCCUCGUCUUGAUGAUCCUGCUAAUGGUGCUGCGACACUAGAGAAUCGCACCAACGGAGUAGAUAGUCUUGUUAGUUACGGAUGCUCGGCUGGAUAUACUCUGGUAGGGUCUGAUUCCAGGACCUGUCAACUGAAUGGAACCUGGACCCAUUCUGAUCCUCAGUGCGAACGUAUCUGUCCCACACUGAGUGCACCACGCAAUGGAAAUAUGAAUGUAUCAAAUUAUUUUGUGGGUGGAACUGCUAAUUUUGUUUGCAAUGAGGGAUUUGGAAUGGUCGGGAUUGAACAAAUUAUUUGUGCAGCUGAUGGUAUUUGGAGCCAGCAACCCCCAGUUUGUAAUCGUGUGUGUGGGCCUCUGAAACAAGUUCUCAAUAGUACAUUGACUGUUGAUUCACAUUUUUACAAUGGAAAAGCAACAUACCAGUGCAAUGAAGGCUUUAACUUCAAGUUUUCAGGAUCCCAAGCAGAAAGCCGCCUCACAUACUGCUGUCUACAUGAUGACAAUUCUGAUCACUUGUUGGAGUGGGUUGGUGAUUAUGAUGUGGUUCCCGAUUGUGAACCUAUCAAAUGUUCCACACGUAAUCUGCGGUUGAUACACGGAAUUGUUUCCGUGUCUUCAAUUUAUUAUGGUGGAGUUGUUACAUAUGCGUGUGCCUAUGGAUACAAGCUGAGCAGUGGAUCACAAACUAAAAGAUGUUCUAAAGAUCGUAUAUGGGAGCCAAGGAUGAAUCCAUCCUGUACAGGGGUUCCUGGUAACUGCAGUAGUUUACAACAGAUAACAGCUCCUGUCAAUGGGGAAGUUUUGAUCACCUCUCAUCUCUAUGGGGGGUCGGCCAAGUACAAGUGCAACGAUGGAUUUACGCUCAUGGGGGAUGGGAUGAGGAAUUGUACAGAGGGUGAGAGUACAGUGAAAUGGAGUGGAAGCCAACCUCAGUGCUUGAAUACUGAGCCCAACACUGAAAGCCCUGAGGACGUUCCUGAAGUCCCCAUGGACAACAUUAGGCCCUGAGUGAGCCGCAGAGUAAAGAACAAUGUGUAUAAUGUACUUACUCAAUCGUUUGCAGAUAACUAUUAUUUUCUGAUGCUGAUUAUUUUGUUUAUUCUUCCCCCCCCCCAUAUACAACUCAUUAACAUUUCAGUUAUCUCUG
Halichondria panicea is the source of this 1884-nucleotide messenger RNA. RefSeq names its product sushi, von Willebrand factor type A, EGF and pentraxin domain-containing protein 1-like. The transcript is spliced from 11 exons. NCBI's taxonomy places the organism in Eukaryota, Metazoa, Porifera, Demospongiae, Suberitida, Halichondriidae. Bases 84 to 1745 code for a protein of 553 amino acids. The record is from RefSeq and is a predicted model, not a curated record.